Molecule: messenger RNA, 936 nt
Organism: Microthlaspi erraticum
Lineage: Eukaryota; Viridiplantae; Streptophyta; Magnoliopsida; Brassicales; Brassicaceae
Source: the annotation of a GenBank genome assembly
AUGGAUAUGAUUAACAUCAUUCUCAAUAUUCUUCUUCCUCCUCUCACUUUCACCUUCCUCUUCUUCUUUUACCCGAUUUAUCUUUUGUUCAAACUUCUGAACUGUGUUCGUAAGCAUAUUUGCAUUGAAGAUGUCGCAGGGAAAGUAGUGCUCAUCACUGGAGCUUCCUCCGGCAUCGGAGAGCAUCUCGCAUACGAAUACGCAAAGAAAGGAGCGCAACUAGCUUUGGUUGCUCUAACUCUAAGCGAGGAUCUUCUACAAAUGGUAGCCGAGAAAUCAAGACAAUUAGGAUCUCCUAAUGUCAUCGUCAUAGCUGGUGAUGUUAGAAAUGUUAAUGACUGCAAAAAAUUCAUCGACGAGACUAUACUUCAUUUUGGAAAAUUGGAUCACCUAGUUAAUAAUGCUGGUGUAAAUCAAUCCAUUUUGUUCGAGGAUUUAUCUCAAGUUCAAGACGCUACUCGUAUAAUGGAUACCAACUUCUGGGGUGCAGCAUACAUAACUUAUUAUGCAAUUCCGCAUCUUCGAAAGAUCAAAGGAAAAAUCAUUGUCACUACUUCAGCUUCAGCAAAGAUACCUAUUCCUUUGUGUGCUGUAUAUUCAGCAAGCAAAGCAGCACUGGUAGGGUUUUUUGAAGCAUUGAAGGUUGAACUCAAUCCAGAAGUUAAAGUAACAAUUGUUCUUCCUGGGGCUAUCGCCACAGAUAUGUCAACUCCUGAAUUUGUAAAAAGAUACGGUUCAGAUUUCUUUCUCUCGGAAUCGGUGGGUAGAUGCGCGAAGAAUAUAUUCAAAGGUAUUAAUAGAGGAGAAGCGUACAUAGAAGAACCAAGUUGGAUCAGAUGUUUCUUUCUAGUGAAGAAUGUGUGUCCUGAAGUAAUCCAAUGCUCCCUCAAUUAUAAUUACCUCCAUUUUGUCAAACCUUAUUCCAAAUGUGACUGA